AUUCUGUUAAUCUUCAACGACAUUCGGUGUGUCGUCUUUUUUUCACAAAACUCCGAAUAUUUGACGAUGGCGUUAUCGAGAAUCGGCACGUUGGACAUGUGCAACUCCUUAAUUCGCAUUUCACGUGCAGCAUCUCUGGAAAUACAGUAUGCGACUCCAGCAGCAAUUCAUCGGAAGCAACAGGCGCUGCACCUAACGAGCGUACGUCGUUAUCCAGAUCCACCAAUGCUCGAUUUGCCAAACAAUGUUUGCGACAUCUUCGCCAACGAAACCGGUCGCUUCACCCCGGAACGUGUGCGCGAUAUUGCCCUGUAUGCUGAGAAGAACGGCGACGGGAUCAUCUCCAUGGCAAAUAGCUCUGGUUUCCCCAAGAUCCGUGAUAAUGGUCACGUGGACUCGUAUGACUGCUUCGGCGCCAUCAGUCUAAACGGCACAAUGCAGAGCAACGUUCCUAAGCCCUUCUCAUCGGAUGGCAGGUCCAUGCAUCUCAACAUGCCUGGUGGACAGUGGUCCCGUGACAACAAGUAUAUUGCUGAAGACAUGCAACGCUCCCACUACCGCAGGCUGUCGUGUUCCGCAACUAAUACCUUCAUAACGAGUCCGCUUUUACGAGCGACAUGCUGGCCGAGUUAUAUCGUCAGAAUGAGCUACUCGACUUAUGACUCGAAGACGCCGAAGGGCGCUCAAAAGGAUCAAGCGACACCGAUGGCGAUCGCGCUCAUGCCAAAACGGGAAAGAUUUCGCCUGAUGUUGAGGGAUUAUGGUGGCACUCUCAUUGCCUUUCACGUUACUAUUUCCCUGAUAAGUCUUGGUUGUUGUUACAUGGUGGUCAUUAGUGGAAUCGAUGUGAUGCCUUUUGUACAGAAGUGGACAAGUGGGAACGAACAGAUCAGUAACAUACUGAAAACCUCGACAGACUUCGUAAUAGCUUAUACCAUUCAUAAACUAUUUGCACCCGUUCGAAUAUCGAUAUCCUUGACUGUGACUCCAAUAAUUGUAAAACGUCUGAGGAAAAUUGGUUUACUCAAAAUGCCGAAAGUAAAACAGUCCUCAUCCAAAGAUCCAUAAUAAUUAUUUCUUUUAUAAAAUAUCUUUUACAUAUAUUAGAGUAUCAUAUUUUAUGUCGAUGAGAGAUUAUCUGUGUAAUGAUAAAAUUUAAACAAAAUAUUUUUUUAUCAAAAUUGUUACGCGCGCGCGCGAAAAGAAGUUUAUAAUGAUAUUGAAUUAUACUUAUUAAUAUUGACUGAGGUAAACAUAAUUUUUCUAUAAU
Molecule: messenger RNA, 1270 nt
Organism: Nylanderia fulva
Lineage: Eukaryota; Metazoa; Arthropoda; Insecta; Hymenoptera; Formicidae
Source: RefSeq, a predicted model, not a curated record